This is a messenger RNA of Sycon ciliatum, 3298 nucleotides long. Its product is annotated as arylsulfatase J-like. NCBI's taxonomy places the organism in Eukaryota, Metazoa, Porifera, Calcarea, Leucosolenida, Sycettidae. The record is from RefSeq and is a predicted model, not a curated record. The transcript is spliced from 15 exons. The coding region runs from base 308 to 1918 and encodes 536 amino acids.
UAGCCCUGCCAGUAUUUACUCGGCAAUAGCCUGUGUGUAGAGCUACAACAACACACCAGUACACUGUACUGUGGCUAACUAGUAUGACAGUUACUUACUUUCAGACUGAACAAUACUAAGCGGAAGCUAGCUGCAGAUCUACUCGCUGCCAACCAGUCUUUGGAUCAUCGACACACCACGGUUUCCAUUCAGAUCUACUCCGCACGUACGUCGCGCCUGGCCUGUCCAAUGCAGGCUAGGCUAUGCCGCAGUAGGCGACGUGUUCGCGAAACAUUUCGUGUCUUCCGUGAUUAUUGCUCGCGACAAGAUGUUGGUGGAUGUCAUUUUAGUGAAAACUUCGGUAGUCGUAGCUGCUUUGAUUCUGGCAGCGUGCUAUCAUUACCGGCAACCGUCUGCUGCAUCACCGAAAGGCUGGGCGGGCGCGGGCGGUGGAGAUGCGGAGACGAUCAGGCACAAGCACAAGCAGCCGCACAUCCUGUUUAUUGUUGCUGACGACUUGGGGUGGAAUGACGUCGGCUUCCACAACAAGGACAUGCGGACGCCAAAUCUCGACGCGCUGGCGCACUCUGGCAUCAUCCUGAACCAAUCCUACGUGCAGCCAUCCUGCUCACCCUCUCGUAGCUGUCUGAUGACCGGACGCUAUACUCACCACACGGGUUUUCAGAAUGUCCUUCAUCACUGCCAGCCAUACGGGCUCAACUCCAGUAUGCUGACCAUAGCGCAGCGUCUUAAGCAGCUUGGGUACUCGACGCACGCCGUCGGAAAGUGGCAUCUGGGAUAUUGCAAUGAGAAGUUCCUGCCGACGUCGCGCGGGUUUGAUUCAUUUUACGGCUACUAUGGUGGUAGUCAAGACUACUACACACACUUCAAUGGCAACGGUGCCAAAGCAGAGGGAUUUAGUGGCUAUGAUUUUCACCAUGACAUUGGAGAUAAACGCAGCAUAGACCGAGCAGCAGAAGGAGUCUACUCGACUGAAGCGUUUGCCAAGGAAACGAUUAGCAUCGUGAAAAAGCACAAUACGUCUACUCCUCUCUACAUUUAUCUCGCGUUCCAGGCAAUACAUGCUCCAUUGCAGGCGCCGCAGCGCUACUGGAAAAUGUUCAAGGACGUGGCCUGGUACAACCGCCGAGCUGUCUCAGCCAUGGCAACUGCAAUGGACGAUGCCGUUGGUAACAUUGUAAAGGCGCUCAAGAAGCGCGGCAUCUGGGACGAUACGCUUGUCGUCUUCACUUCCGACAACGGAGCGCAGGUGCGCUACGGCGGCAGCAACUACCCUCUACGCGGAAACAAGGGAACGGUGUGGGAAGGUGGCACCCGCAGUCCAGGGUUCGUCCAUGGCAAGAUGCUCGGAAAAACCAAACGCACCCACAAUGGGAUAAUGCACGUGACGGACUGGUACCCGACUCUUGUCUCCGCUGCUGGCGGCCAUCUUGGCGAUUCGGAGGUAGACGGCAUUGACCAAUGGUCGGCAUUGCAGAACAACUUGCCAUCGCCGCGCACUGGCUUCCCGUACCGGCUCGACAGGACCAGGCGCGUGUUCGCCAUCCGAGAGGGCAAGUACAAGUUCAUCAGAGGCAAACAUCCUCCUAAACACCAAGCAAAACAUACGCAAAUGAAUCUCUGGUACCCGGCAGCAGUUGAUGAAGCCACAUUUGCGACGUUCUAUCGUGAGCUCCAUUUCUAUGAAAACAUCACGCAUAAGGUUGAGACCGGUCCCUGGCUUUUUGAUCUUGACGCUGAUCCCCUGGAGAUGAGCAACCUGUAUGCCGAGCUGCCAGGAGUGGCUGCAGCGCUGAACAGAAGAGUAGACGAGUACAUGACAGAUUAUGUGGACCCGAUGAGCAUCCACUACAGCCGAGUAGACCCUAAAUGCAACCCAGCGCUACGUAACGGUACGUGGGACGCCGGAUGGUGUUGAGACAGUGCAUGACAAGACAAGACACAACAAUGAUGUCAGUCAGUGGCGUUGGCAGCUGCGAGCAGGGCAGUGCGUCUCGAAAUCAGAUUGCCGCUUCCCAUCCGUCGACGUGUGAGUGAGCGCAUGUGAGAUGUGGCCGGGCUUUGGGGUUGGAGGGAAAGUCCCCUGAUCAUACUGUCCUAUGCUGAUUAUUGCAAGGCACCAGACCAGCCUAUACUACAUGCUGGUAGUGGUGAGGCACUUGCAGUCGGCUGGGAAUGGGUUUUCCAGCAGUCAGAAGCGUCAAAACCGAAAUUUCGACCUGGUCUUCGACUAUUUCUGCGCACAGAUGCCUCAGCCUCAGAAUAUAAUUAUAUACAAGGCACUCCAUGCUUUGUUGGCUGAGACUCGUGUCACAGUUAAGUCCGAACUCAAGCCAGAGUACCGCAAAGCCACUGACCACCCUUGUCCUUCAAGCUUGAGAGCAGUGUAGCAGCUCAGCCGCAUGGCGUGCAACAGCAACCAUGGCGUGCAACAGCAACCGGACUCCUGUGCACUCUACACUACACACUUGCUGUCAUUUUUAAAAUUUGUGUGGAGACAAGAAACUAUUUACAGCAAGCAAUAUUAAUGUUUUAUAGCCACUCUUCUCUCUUCUACCUCUACAAAAACUAUGAUUCAAACACAAAGUCGGGGUUUGUAUGUUUCUAAGCAUGUCCUUUUGUGACAGAGCAAAGUUGGAGUUUGUUGAGUUCUUAAUUCCAUUCCUCUGAGUUUUAACUGUACUCAAAACACAAUUUUUUGAUCACCUUUUAUUCUAAUAUUUAUUGAAGUAGAGUCAUUGGUAGCUACAGUGUUUAUUGAAAUAAACUAUCUUCUAAAUUUUUAAAGCUAUCCAUUUGUAUAACGUACACUUCUCUGCGUGUUUUUUUCUGUGGAUGUGACGUGCUGAUGAAUAUCAAACGCAGAGCGCUUUGAAUCCGUCUGAAUGCUCUAUUUCGCUUUUUCCGAAGCAUGUAUGACAAUAUUUCGAUCGUAAGAUGUACAUGUAGGCUACCUUCUUUUAUCCACUGCUCUGUUCUGAGUGUCUUCAUGUAGCGUUCCAAGCACUCCAGUAUCAGUCUAGAUAGCACUGCUGCCGCACAUGUUAUAGAACAAUAGAACUGAGCUCAUGACAUCGUGUAGACAUCUGGCAUUGGCAGCAGUACCCACCUUUCCACUUCUGUCUCUCGUGAACUCUGCUGCAUGUGAUGGUGGAUUGAUUGCAUGCCAUUUCGGCGCUCUCAAGUUCAGCGCCAACCAGGUGAGCGCGACCGUUUCAGCGCCAUGCACAUACAUUUAAGUGCCGAAUUUUACAGAGCCACAUACUUCAGCGACGUAUACUUCAGCGCCAGCAGAUAA